Apaloderma vittatum (bar-tailed trogon) is the source of this 624-nucleotide messenger RNA. It is a transcript of the gene RHNO1, whose product is annotated as RAD9-HUS1-RAD1 interacting nuclear orphan 1. Gene Ontology annotation, cellular component: chromosome; nucleus. Lineage: Eukaryota; Metazoa; Chordata; Aves; Trogoniformes; Trogonidae. The record is from RefSeq and is a predicted model, not a curated record. The annotation marks the transcript as partial. Gene Ontology annotation, biological process: recombinational repair; cellular response to ionizing radiation; DNA damage checkpoint signaling. The transcript has a single exon.
GUGUGUCCACAAUUUGAAACAACUAAGUCAGCGGUGUCGAAAUGUCCUCACAAAACCCAGAAGCAGGAUGGCAACUACAGUUCACUUCAUGCAGGAGGAGCUUGUCGAAAAGCUAUAACCCGCAAAUUUCCUCCUUUAACUUUUGAGAAUCCAGAAGGAUAUGCAGUCCAUCCCUCAGAUCAGCUGAAUUGCUUGAGGAAGAACACGGAGCAUGCUUACAGCCAUCCCAAGAAAGGGACAGCAGCGAAAGACAACAUCCAGGUGAGCAGCCCAGAGAACUGUAGAGAAAUACCUUUGUUACCUGCUCCCCAGCCUGUGGAACCAGAAGUCUUUAGUCCACCAGAUGUAGAGACUCCACAGAUGCCUUCCAAAAGGAACCGGAGAGGUAGCAGCCAAGCGUGGCAACCAGAAAAAGAGCCGGUGUUCAGUAUUGAUCCCUGUGCGAGAAGGGAGUCAGCAGCAGUACUGGUUACAGAUACUCCUGAGCAUGAGUACGGCGUGAAGGUGACGUGGAGACAGCGGCCUCAUCUAAUGAAAUACCUGCUGGAGAGAGGAACGCUGAGCCCUGCUGACGUACUGGUGAGGGUGGACCCUGAGCUCUCCAGGAGGCAGGCUGACAUCUGA